UCAUUUUAUACUUUGUAAAAUGAAGAAACCCUCUCAACUCACGUUAGCCGUUCUACUUAUCAUUUCCAUUCUUCUAUUAGGAACAGGAGUCCAAGGGAAGGUACCAUGCCUUAUACGUUAUGGUAACAAAAAUAACACAUGUUCAUUCCUAAGAUGUGAGAAACUGUGUGCCACGAAGCAUAAGGGAUAUGGUCAUUGUCGUCCUGGUCCUCCACCACACCCACGAGGAACAUUGAUUUGUUACUGCAACUAUCCUUGUUGAUAGACCUCACCAGUGCACAUGCUCUAUAUAUCAUUCCCGUUAAUUUCUAUUAUUUUUUUCCUACAGUAAUUAUCAAAUCAUACUUAUAAUAAGAGUUGUGUAUUAUAAUAACAACAGAACAUAUGUUCGGACUUUAUGGUCCGACUUUUUUUG
Messenger RNA from Capsella rubella, 415 nucleotides. RefSeq names its product defensin-like protein 153. NCBI's taxonomy places the organism in Eukaryota, Viridiplantae, Streptophyta, Magnoliopsida, Brassicales, Brassicaceae. The coding region runs from base 20 to 262 and encodes 80 amino acids. The transcript has 2 exons. The record is from RefSeq and is a predicted model, not a curated record.